CUCGAUUGGGCCACAUUUGAUGUUUACUUGUGUGAAAUGAUAACUGUAUGAAUUACGGUUGAGUGAACAUUGAGUGUCGAGCUAACCCAGUCAACACCAAGAACCAACCAGAAAAGCCUCCUCCCCCGAUGAUAAUAAUGGGCUGGUCCGAACAGCUUCAGUGCUCUGUGUUGAACAGUGUGAUGGAAGGUCUUUCGUAGACAUGAUGUUUCUAGGAUGAGGAAAUUUACGCUUACCUUUUCUCGUGGACAAAUUAUUAGCUGUUAACAUAUUUUACUUUUCCUAGCCGCCCGAGUUUUAUCCUUCCACCAUGGGCCAGAAGCAUGGGAAACAUCCCAAGGAGGGGGACGAGGAGGGAGAAACGUCCCUCACACAUUCCCCCAAACGAUCAUCCAAGAGGGGGUCAAAGUCGUCCAGGACACCGAGUCGGGAGUCCACGCCCCCCAAUAUAGAAACAUUAGACCGAGAACCCAGGGCGGGACCAAAGACGAAAGAUAUUGUGAUUGAAUCAAAGACUACUGCUGACACUGUGCCUAAAUCGGCAUCGCCUCCGAAGAAGUCGCCCACGAAAAAGUCUCCAUCUAAAGGUGGCAAGAAGAAGGCGAAGAUUGCAAACGAGGAAGUGAUUAUAAAGUCGGAAGACAAAGGUGUUGAAAGUGGGCGUGGGAACCCACAAACCCCGGUGAAGGAUAAAGGCCCUGAAUUGAACCAGUGACGCCAAUGGCCAUGAAUGACAUGUCAAUAACCAAUCAUCACCCACAGGCAACCUCUACUCCUGCCGCGCCCAACGGCGUCGUCAGCACAGGGGUCACCAUCAACAGUCCACAUCUAAGCCCUGAGUCCACUGACCAUUCCGCGAGUGAGGAUGAAGAUGAGGAGAACACACCAACAGACCAGCAGUUUUCGUUUCGCUGCCCGAGCCCCACUAGUUCCUUAACAUCAGCCUCUACCACAAGCAGUUGGAGACGGAAUGCCUCGCAUGACUCUUCGAUGGAAAGAAGUCGGGGGAUGAACUUCGGUCGGUUCUACACUGGCAGUUAUUUGGAGAACAGCAAAACGGAUUAUUUAAAACGAGCGAGCCUCAACCCUAAGGAAACUCAGAAAUCUCCCCAAUAUCAUAGACCACCUAACUUCUCCUAUUCAAGCGACAAACCAGAAUUUCUCAAAGCAAGAAAAAUAUCGGCAUCGGGGAGCAGCGGGAUGAUGGCGCUGGCGUCAGGGCAGACGCGUGUUGUCAAGGUGCGGCGCAGCUCUUCUCCCAGCAGCCUCCGCAACUCGGAGGCCGUCAGGAUGAGUACCUUCCCAGGGGGCAAGCGACCCCCACCAAACGAGGUUGAGAAGAUCGAGAGGGAUGACUGGCCAGGACCUGCCUCCCCGGCAGCCAUUCUACCAGAGAUCUUGCGGGAACGGCGGAGAAGUCGGGGUGAGAAGGAUGAAGAUGAUGACGAGGAGGUAGAGCAGGAUCCGAAGUUUGAGCGUGAGCUGGAGGAGAUCUCCAAGCUGAAGGACAAGUCCGGCAUCGGUUCCCUCAUCUACAAGGAGAUGGAGGAGAGGAAGUCUCUCCCCAAGAAGCCGAUGGACCCCUGGCUCUCCUCGCGGGUCCCCAGUGCCAAAUAUGUGCCCCGAUACAGCACCCGGUUCCAGUCACCCAUGUUUGCCUCUCCUUCUCGAUUCCUUGACCGACCUCGCUACGCAUGGGAUGACAGCGAUCUCCGUGGUUACCGAUCUCUCUCUGGCAUCGGCUAUGGCUACAGUCAGACACCCAAGCCUGGCUAUGGACCAUCCUAUGGUGUGGCGCCAAGGGCAGCAACUCUGCCACUUUCGGGUCUCUUUGGUGCUAGAGAUGAAUUUGAUCUCUACCACAUAAACACGAACGUGUCGGCGCAGAACGGAGACAGAACUACACCUUCGUCGACUUUGAAUACUGACGAUGUUCCCAAGCGAGAGCCACGGGUGUGGGGCAUCAGUGGUGUAUCUGGGUACGAAGGUCCUUCCAUAUCAUUACUCAAGCUGCAGAAGAGCACCUGGCAUACAGAGGCAGAACCCCCGAUUUAUCCAUAUGAGAAGUUGAAGAUAACAAACUUUGAUCUGCCCAAAGACGUAGAUACUAACCAUUUAGAGAUUCAUCUAAAUGAGGAAGAAUUCCACAGUAUAUUUGAAAUGCCUAAAGAUAAAUUCUAUAGACUAGCAGAAUGGAAGAGGAAUGACAUCAAGAGAAAACAACAUUUGUACUGAGAUGUUGCUUAGAUACAGACGCCAUCAGGACCCAUCUAUCAUCCAAUCACAGGAAUUGUUACAAAUAACAAACGUCCAACCGCAAGCCCAUUUGCAUCUGUGUAUAUGCCUUUUGUAGCCCACAAAUCGGCAGAGACAUUCACUGCACUUUUCAGCGGUAUGUGUAAGGGGGAUAACUCCAAACUUGCUUGGAUAACUCCAAACUUGCUUCCUUUGUGCAAAGGGGAAUAACUCUGGAGAAGCUGUCCCAUUUUGUUAUGAAUGUAAAUGGGAGAUAACUCUAACAGUCUUAUGGAGCCCUCUAAAGGUUACUAACAACCACUAUUAGGUUUCCUUCCUCUUUUUCGAAAUUAAGAAGUUAUGGAAUGGAGUUUCAAGAAGAAAAUGGUUUCUUGAUGAAUGGAAGAUUUUCAACCAGUUGACCAUUGUUGAAAAGAGACGAGAAUUGAAAUCUGAUUCUUAGUGCUGAAGAACUGGUAAGUUCCUCAAGGAUUCACUGAAGAAGUGCUAUAUAAGAAUUCCCACCCUGUUCAAGAUUCCCUCAACAUAAUAAGUGGGGAAAUGCAGGAAUUACACCUUGAUGAAAUGUUACACCAAAAUGGCUGUGCUAACCAUGGUUUGCUUCUCAAGGGGAGAUAACUCUGACUGAACAAUUGCAGGUAGCAUCUCAUGAUCAUAGAGACACAUGGCCAACCUAAACCCUCCCAUUUGAGGGUUUGCUUCUUCUUUGAGAGCAUAAUAUCUUCGUUGUCUAUCUAGCAAUGCUGGCUAAGCAUAGACCUAGAACUUCUAUCCAGCAUAUGGCCUGUUAUCUGAGAGCAGUGUUAUGGACAUAGAGACUGUGCAUGCUUAUUGCAUUUAUAAACAUAAUCACUAUAAAACAGUACAACUGCUAUAUAUUCAGCCUUGAAUGUUAACAUUAUAUACUGUCAACCAUUGUAAACUGACGCGGUUAAUAAGCGCCAGAAUUGAUAAAAACAAACAGGCCAUAUUUUAUUUAUGCACAUAAGGUUGUGUUUUAUUUUGCAUAUUUAAACUGAUGCUAUAAUGUUUUAUAUUUUAAGAUCUUUCAUUUGUAAUGUUUUUUCUGAAGAUGGUUUUAUAUUCUGUGAUCGAUAUGAGAAGCAUGUUCAAAUUUAUUAUUCUUUGGUUCUCAGAAAGCUUGGUAUUUGGCAAAUAUGGGUAUUUGGCUGUUAAUGGUAUAUAGUGUGGAAUCUGAAUUGUUUAAAUAUAUUUUUGUUUAUCUUUGUUUUCUCAAACCAAGAGGCAUUAUUCAUAGGUCAUAUUUGGUUGUGUUUGCAUACAAAGAAGUCUGCAUUUAUUUAUGAUUGUGUCAACAAUGGAAACAGUUCACUGCUUGUAAAUUAUUUUUUGCUUGUAUAUUUAUCAUCUGCUCGUUGCCUCAUGUAUGUGUUGGCAGAUUCUUUGAUGACAAAACCAUACAAUUUCUGCCGUUCUUUAGUUAAUCACACUUCCGUAACCAUGGUUACUUGUCAUGUCCAUUGCAUAUUUGUACAUAGCACUUGGUCAGCAUAAUUACCACGGAGUUAUAGGAUAAUCAACUUGCUAAUUUCAAUGUAGAUUUCUGUAACCAUCUUCUUUUGUGUGAAUCCAGAACACGAGAUAUUCCACAAAUUGAUUCAAUGCUUAUUUAUCAAAGCCAAUUAAGAUAAUCAGACUGAGACACACCAUGAAGCUGGAGUUAUAUAUACACUAUAUUUUUGAAUGUUGUAAGGGCAGAUGGGUAGGUGAGUGGUUAAAGCGUUAGCUCAUCACAACCCAGGUUCGACUCCCAUCAUGGUACAGUAUGUGGAGACUCUCCUUGUAUUUCCACCAUUUUGUCUAGGUUAUUGCCAAAAGCAGUGUUACAUCCAAAUCACACAAUUUUUCGUGUACCAGAUGUUUUACAUUGACUUAGAAGUAUUCAAACAAUAUUUGAUACCUUUUAGCCCUUGAACCUUUUUUCGAUCUCUGCUCUGUGAAGUAAUUUUUGAGAAAUGACAUUUUUUUUUUAUACCUUGUAAUAUAUCGCCCCGAAGCUUGAGUAAUCAGCUUGUGCGCCUCUGCGAUUAAAAUCAUGUUUGCGUACAGCGUAAUAUCCAGUGGGGUUUUACGACAGGACUCGAGUGCCUACAGGCGUGGUAGAUCUGUACAUAUGCCGUGUUGAUUAUCAGUUGUUGUUUCGGUUCUUGUACAAAGGAUGUAGUUAAAACCAUGUACAGUUGGAUGGAUGGAUGGAUGGUGAGAAUGAAUCCUCAUUUGUGAAUGAGUCGAAGGAGUUGAAGGACGGCGUUGACCCUCGUCUUGUUGUGUGAUGGAGUUGGCAGUGUUGUGUGUCUUCAUUGUGCAGUGCUUGUGCCUAGUGUGUAGAUCUUGCCGGACAACAUUCACCCUAGGAUAUUCAUAAAUUAUGUCAUUGAAUUUUUGUUUUUCUUUACUUUUUUAUGUGAUUAGAUCAGAAAUAUUUCAAGAUUCAUUUUAUCUUUGUUUGUGGAUCUACCAAGCUGAAAGUUCACAAAUAUGACUAAAAUUUGAAUUUAAGUUAUAAAAUCUUUUUUUAUUCUCUAAAAUCUGUAAACUUUGUCAACCGAGCAGAUUAGUAGGUCUCCUUUGGAUUAGCCACUUUGGAUAUAAACAGGUUUAUAUCAUUCUGUUUGUAGUGAUGUUUUUUGUUUGUAUUUAUAUCUGUGAAAAAAUUAAUAAGGAAGAGGUCUUAGUGUGUAAUGAGAUUCAUUCUCUAAAAUAAGUGUUACAAUUCGUCAUAAAUUAUUGUGGUUUAUAGAUUUCUCAGUUUUCAACAGGUUUGUAUACUGUAUUAUUAAUUAUAUAUUUAUAUUGAUUGAUAGAGUAAAAUAUGGGUUUUCAUUUUAAGGUUUACUUGUUCAUUGGCGGCAGAAUUAAAAACACUUAUUUACUUUUUCAUUUUUUCACAUAUAGUUUUGGGACUCUACAAAUUCAGAGUCAACAAUGAGUAAAGGUGAUCUGACACAUUUUUUGCUGUUGUAAUAAAAAAAAUAUUUUAAGAAUAGUCUAUGGUGAAUGUUCUUUAGGCUUGCUAGGAUAGUUGUCAUAUUAUGCUAUCAACGUUUUAUGAAAGAAGUUUGUGUUGAUUUGGUGCUUUUUACGAUUGUAGAUUUUUUUAAUCAUAUCUGUUUAAUUGGUAUUGUUGGUGUUAUCAACUUGCAACCCUCUUUUUCCAAAAUGGAUUCUCCCAUGAUGUUUGAUCUUGAAAUCAGGGAGAGUCUAAUUUGAGAAUUGGGUGAGAUAUUAAUCUGCUUUGUAAGUGUUGAAUUAUGAAAAACAAUGUCCCCUUGUCCAAUUGUUUGUUGAUGAGCGUUGAUGUUCGUAUGCUUGUUAUAAGUCAUGGUAUGUCUGUUUAUUCUUUGUUAAUUUUCAUCCCGAUCUUGGAUUUGUUUGUGUGAUAUGUCACUGAAUUUUGAAUCAUGGUCAUUUUUUGCUGUUGAAUCAUGGCCAAUAUCCAACCUCAAUGUGUAAUGGUAAUUCAGUAUGAAAAUGUGAUUGAAUUUUCAUGUUGAUUACAAUAUAUUGGAUUACAGGUAUAUUUAAAUUAUUGAAUUGAGAAGUUCGUUUUGUCAUUCUCAAUCGUAAAACCAGAUAUGGUCAAAAAGCUAAACUUUUACACGUCUUAUUCAAAUAAUGGCAUCUGGAUCAUAAUGUGCAUGAAAGCUUAGAACAAGUGAUAUUGAAAUGAUUUUUUUUGUGAUAUUACCAUUUGUCGGAUGUUGCCUCGGUGACAAGUCGCGGUUUAUGUUGCCACUGUUGUAUGACAUUAGGUCCCGUAGCCAUGUUUAGGGACAUUCGCUUUAACAUAUCAGAAAAAAUGCUAGUUUCAUAGAAUUUUGUUUUAAAGAUGUUUUUAAGUUUAGCCAUUUUUCCUUCCGAUUUGAUUCCGAACUUUACCAAGUGCAAUAUACAUAAUAAGCAAGUAGAACAUGUGAUUACAUCUUGUGGACAUUCAUGAAUUCUGAAGGCCUUUCUGUAUCAUACAGUUCAUCAAUAUUUAAAUCCAACCUGAAUUAUGCAAAUUUGAAAAAAUAGAAAAUUUAAAUGAAUUUUCUUGGAGUUCUGUAACAUGAAUUACCUGGAAAAAAUGUUGAAAUUUUCAGGCUGUAACAAAUUUCAGUCAGUUUCUGCAGAACUGCUUUUUCUGCGAGAUGUUCAUUUCAUUUAACCAGAUCUGAACUCCCUGUUUUAUGAAUGUUAUAUCACAACUGCCUAUCAUAUUGCAUUACUGGACAACACUCAAUUUAUACCGUCAAUUUAAGGUAAUAGUAUGAUUUGAUUUGAAAUCAUAUACAUGAAAUUAUGGAGGAUCGGUUAGAAAAUGUUUUGUGCAAAGAUUUCAAGGUAGGAUAUAAUAUUCCAUUUACAUGGUGUAAACAUAUUUUGGAGUAAUGUUUUGCAUUGUUAUUUAUUCUGAUGGUUUGGAAUAUUACUCUGAUUUCAGCGAACUAGUCCCACGACCUUGACAGUCUAGCCUCAACUAGCCCCUGUACUUGGCUUCACGUAGAUUACUCACGGUCUCCUGCUUUGUAGCGCUGGCAACUAACCACAUGUCUGCCAUUGUUUGUGGUUUCUGAAAAGGCUAACGAAAUCCUUUAGUUACACCUUCAGAACAAUUUGUUAGUCUGUUAGUGGAGUUAAGUUAGUCCCUGUACAACAGGAACUCUCUCCAUGGUAACCGAGGUUGAUGGUCUAACUAGAAUGAAAUCAGAUUCAGUGGCAGUAUGGUCUGGACAACCGCACCAAUAUUUAUAUUAAAGGCAUCAGGGCCCCGCUUUUCAAUGCGAUAUCAGUGUGACAACAGUUGUAUGUGUUGAAGAGUGGGAAAUACAAUUGUUUUAGUGCUAAGCCCAUAGAGACGGAGUUACGAUCUCUUAGUACCAGGGCUGUCGUAAGACUAAAUGGAAGAAAGGGAUUUACGAUGUUCUAUUAACAGGACCAUAAUAAGUCUAUGUGGAAGAAAGAGAGUUAGGAUCUCUUAGUACCAGGACCAUCGUAAGUCUAUGUGGAAGAGAGAGAGUUACGAUCUCUUAGUACCAGGACCAUCAUAAGUCUAUGUGGAAGAAAGAGAGUUAGGAUCUCUUAGUACCAGGACCAUCGUAAGUCUAUGUGGAAGAGAGAGAGAGAGUUUCAAUCUCUUAGUACCAGGACCAUUGUAAGUCUAUGUGGAAGAAAGGGAGUUACGAUGUCUUAGAUCCAGGACCAUCGUAGGUCUGUGGAAGAAAGGGAGUCUUGAUGCUGGUACUAUUGAAAGUCUGUGUGAAGAAUUAGUCACAACAUUUUAGUGCUAAGAUGGUAUUGUAAAACGGGGCUGUGAUCAGAAUCUGAUGAUGUUGAUAUAGGCCUAAGUUGUGAUCCACUGCAGCGUGCAGGUCUGCUUGGUGCAGCCUCUUUCUGUCUCUAGUUGUCCACGUGUGUACAUUGAUACAUCUGUUUGCUACGCUUGUACCAGGCAGUGACAGACAUUGCCAUCAGCAGAUUGGCUUUAUAUGCAAAGAAAUAAAAUGGAUUCCUUCUCUUUA
Molecule: messenger RNA, 7781 nt
Organism: Haliotis rubra (blacklip abalone)
Lineage: Eukaryota; Metazoa; Mollusca; Gastropoda; Lepetellida; Haliotidae
Biological process (GO): cytoskeleton organization; lamellipodium assembly
Cellular component (GO): actin cytoskeleton
Molecular function (GO): actin filament binding
Source: RefSeq, a predicted model, not a curated record